Messenger RNA from Chrysochloris asiatica (Cape golden mole), 2381 nucleotides. RefSeq names its product phosphodiesterase 1C, calmodulin-dependent 70kDa (gene PDE1C). NCBI's taxonomy places the organism in Eukaryota, Metazoa, Chordata, Mammalia, Afrosoricida, Chrysochloridae. The transcript is spliced from 18 exons. The record is from RefSeq and is a predicted model, not a curated record. Gene Ontology annotation, biological process: signal transduction. The coding region runs from base 252 to 2381 and encodes 709 amino acids. Gene Ontology annotation, molecular function: 3',5'-cyclic-nucleotide phosphodiesterase activity.
UGGGCAGUAGUGUGAGACCAUGGCUGGUGUCCGCAGCUGCCUCCGGGGCGCACCUGAAGCCGAGGUCGCCUGCGGUCUGAGCCCGCUCUGAGUCUAGAUUUGGGGGCACGGAAGGGGAAGCGCACCAGAGAGGGCGCCAGGCAAAAGCGCGCAGCUCCGGGCUGGGGAUCGCGGGCCGGCCGGAUCGGCGACAGGCGGGGAGGGGACAGCCCAAACUCUCUCAGUCUCAGUCCCAGUGAUAACCUGCAGUUAUGGAGUCUCCGACCAAGGAGAUUGAAGAAUUUGAGAGCAACUCUUUGAAAUACCUGCAACCGGAACAGAUCGAGAAAAUCUGGCUGCGGCUCCGAGGACUGAGGAAAUAUAAGAAAACAUCCCAGAGGUUAAGAUCUUUGGUCAAACAAUUAGAGAGAGGGGAGGCAUCAGUGGUAGAUCUUAAGAAGAAUUUGGAAUAUGCAGCCACGGUUCUUGAAUCUGUCUACAUUGAUGAAACCAGGCGACUCCUGGAUACCGAAGAUGAGCUCAGUGACAUCCAGUCAGAUGCUGUGCCAUCUGAGGUCCGAGAUUGGCUGGCUUCCACCUUCACACGGCAGAUGGGGAUGAUGCUCAGAAGGAGUGAGGAGAAACCUCGGUUCAAGAGCAUCGUCCAUGCAGUGCAGGCUGGGAUAUUUGUGGAGAGAAUGUAUAGACGGACAUCAAACAUGGUUGGACUAAGCUACCCACCAGCUGUGAUUGAAGCAUUGAAGGAUGUGGACAAGUGGUCCUUUGAUGUGUUUUCCCUCAAUGAGGCCAGUGGAGAUCAUGCCUUGAAAUUCAUUUUCUAUGAAUUACUCACACGCUACGAUCUGAUUAGUCGUUUUAAGAUUCCCAUCUCUGCACUUGUCUCGUUUGUAGAAGCCCUGGAAGUGGGAUACAGCAAGCAUAAAAACCCUUACCACAAUCUGAUGCAUGCUGCCGACGUCACACAGACAGUUCAUUACCUCCUGUAUAAGACAGGAGUAGUUAACUGGCUGACAGAGCUAGAGAUCUUCGCUAUCAUCUUCUCAGCUGCCAUCCAUGACUAUGAACAUACUGGAACCACCAACAAUUUCCACAUUCAAACUCGAUCUGAUCCAGCCAUCCUUUACAACGAUAGAUCUGUCCUGGAAAAUCACCAUUUAAGUGCUGCCUACCGUCUCCUGCAAGAGGAUGAGGAGAUGAAUAUUUUGGUCAACCUCUCAAAGGAUGACUGGAGGGAGUUCCGGACCUUGGUGAUUGAAAUGGUGAUGGCCACAGAUAUGUCCUGUCAUUUCCAGCAAAUCAAAGCGAUGAAAACUGCUCUACAGCAACCAGAGGCAAUUGAAAAGCCCAAAGCCUUAUCCCUGAUGCUCCACACAGCAGAUAUUAGCCAUCCAGCAAAAGCAUGGGACCUCCAUCACCGCUGGACAAUGUCUCUUCUGGAAGAGUUCUUCAGACAGGGUGACAGAGAAGCAGAGUUGGGGCUUCCUUUUUCUCCUCUGUGUGAUCGAAAGUCAACUAUGGUCGCUCAGUCACAAGUAGGCUUCAUUGAUUUCAUUGUGGAGCCCACCUUUACUGUGCUUACGGACAUGACUGAGAAGAUUGUGAAUCCGGUCAUUGAAGACACUGCCCAGCCUACUGCGACAGGGCAGAGGCGCUCAAGUUUGAACAACAUCAGCUCAGCAGAUGCAAAGCGGUCAGGUGUUAAGAGCUCUGGGUCAGAAGGAAGUGCCCCAAUCAACAAUUCUGUCAUCCCUGUCGACUAUAAGAGUUUUAAAACCACUUGGACCGAAGUGGUGCACAUCAAUCGGGAGAGAUGGAGGGCCAAGGUGCCCAAAGAGGAGAAGGCCAAGAAGGAAGCAGAGGAAAAGGCUCGCCUGGCUGCAGAGGAGAAACAAAAGGAAAUGGAAGCCAAAAGCCAGACUGAAGAAGGAGCAACUGGCAAAGCUGAGAAAAAGACAUCUGGGGAAGCAAAGAAUCAAGUCAAUGGAACACGCACAGGCAAAAGUGACAACUCUCGUGGGAAAAAUUCCAAAGCCGAGAAGUCAUCAGGAGAAAAGUUGCAGAAUGGUGAUUUGAAAGACGGUAAAAACAAGUCAGACAGGAAGGAUCAAUCCAAUGUCGGAAAUGAUUCAAAGAAGGCAGAUGGCACAAAAAGGCGUUCUCAUGGCUCCCCAGCCCCGAGCACUAACUCCACAAGUAGAGUUACUUUGCCAGUCAUCAAGCCUCCUUUACGCCACUUUAAGCGCCCUGCUUAUGCAUCUAGCUCCUAUGCACCUUCAGUUCCAAAGAAAACCGAUGAACACUCUGUGAGGUACAAGAUGCUGGACCAGAGGAUUAAAAUGAAAAAGAUCCAGAACAUAUCACAUCACUGGAACCGAAAGUAG